GACGGACUGUGAUCUGUGGACGGACUGACGGAUGACAAGUUUGACUUUUGGCUAUCGUUUGAAAAGUCCGGGGUCCGGUUGUUUCAUUUGCAGAAAAAUUUUUAUUCUCAUUCCUCAAAAAAUAAUAAAAAUGGCACCAUUUAAAAUUGUUAUGGUAAGACAUGGUGAAUCAGAAUGGAAUGAAAAAAAUCUGUUCUGUGGAUGGUACGACGCAAACUUGAGUGAAAAAGGCAAGCAAGAAGCUGAAAAUGCUGGUAAAGCUCUGAAGGAUGCAGGCUAUAAAUUUGAUAUUGCAUAUACAUCAGUUCUUACCAGAGCCCAAGUUACACUCCAGGCUAUAUUGAAAGGGAUUGGGCAAGACGAUUUACAAACUAUCAAAACUUGGAGACUGAAUGAAAGGCAUUAUGGAGGACUUACGGGCUUGAAUAAGGCAGAAACUGCUGCUAAAUAUGGAGAUGAGCAGGUAGCUAUCUGGCGGCGCAGCUUUGACAUUCCACCACCACCAAUGGAAGCUGAUCAUGCUUACUAUGACACUAUUGUUAAGGAUCCCCGGUACUCUGAAGGACCGACUCCAGAUCAAUUCCCUAAGUUUGAAUCUUUGAAACUUACUAUUGAACGUACUCUGCCAUUCUGGAAUGAAACUAUUGUGCCACAAAUUAAGGCUGGCAAGCAAAUUUUAAUUGCUGCUCAUGGCAACAGUUUGAGAGGCAUUGUCAAACAUCUUGACCAACUAACAGAUGAUCAAAUUAUGCAGUUGAAUCUUCCUACAGGAAUUCCGUUUGUGUACACUUUAGAUGAUAACCUAAAACCAAUCAAGAGUUUGGAAUUUUUGGGAGAUCCAGAAACAGUAAAGAAAGCUAUGGAAGCAGUAGCUGCACAGGGCAAAGCCAAAUAAACAAGUAGAGUUUAUUUUAUUUAACAAUUAAUAUUUAUUUAAUAAAGAAAAUUUAAAAAUUUGUUCAUAAUUGUUGUGAAUUGUGUAUGUGAAGUUGAGAAAAUUAGAUAACAGUCG
Psylliodes chrysocephalus is the source of this 1012-nucleotide messenger RNA. The record is from the annotation of a GenBank genome assembly. NCBI's taxonomy places the organism in Eukaryota, Metazoa, Arthropoda, Insecta, Coleoptera, Chrysomelidae.